Messenger RNA from Micropterus salmoides (largemouth bass), 6448 nucleotides. It is a transcript of the gene shroom2a, whose product is annotated as shroom family member 2a. The record is from RefSeq and is a predicted model, not a curated record. The transcript has 11 exons. Gene Ontology annotation, molecular function: actin filament binding. Lineage: Eukaryota; Metazoa; Chordata; Actinopteri; Centrarchiformes; Centrarchidae. Bases 345 to 5234 code for a protein of 1629 amino acids. Gene Ontology annotation, cellular component: adherens junction; cortical actin cytoskeleton; apical plasma membrane. Gene Ontology annotation, biological process: actin filament organization.
CGCUUGCGCUACACUUCGCUCCACUUGUUAUCCCUGUUGUCCAAGGAUGGAGCUAGGUUAGCUUAGCUAAUUUAAACUCUCCUGAGUGGGUCAGUGUGUCGUUCGCGGUUUGCAUCAUGAAGCAGGAUACGGACUGAACUGCUGCGUUUAAAACUGUAAAUCUCAUUUUAUUCACCGGAACCGUGCGCACAACCAGCGGAAUUAUAUAAAAGUGAUUCCUUUGAGAAUUAAACAGUUACAAAAGAUGAAGUAUGUGUAACUCAACCCUGGGACAUUGCUGCGUGUCACCCGACGAAGACUUCGUGCUCACCGGCUUGUCCAGAAGUUGAACUCCAAGCAGUACCAUGGAUAAUGAGGGAUAUAAAAAUGAUCCACAUUAUACAGAAGCAGAGAGCCUUUGGCAUGUGACACAGAAAUCAGGAGAUCUGGAUCCAAGGAGCAGGGAUGUUGAGGGCUGGAAGCUGGUGGAUGUAUUUCUUUCAGGAGGAGCACCAUGGGGAUUUACACUCAGAGGGGGACUGGAGUAUCGAGAACCUCUGCUCAUAACUAAGGUUGAGGAGGGCAGCAAGGCAGCAGCUGUGAGUCUCCAGGUGGGAGACGAGCUCGUCAACAUCAACGAGAUUCCCCUGAGUGGCUACAGACAGGAGGCAAUCUGCCUAGUGAAAGGCUCCCACAAGACCCUCAGCCUGGUGGUGAAAAGGCGGAAUGAACCCAUAAGCAGGCCUCACUCCUGGCACUCCACCAAGUUCAACGAAAGCCAAUCGGAGACUGCCAAAACACAGUCUCCGCCCACGCCAGUCUGGCAAACCAGAUAUGAUGCAAGCUCAUCCUCAACUGAUCUCUCCUCCGGCUGGGAGCAGACAAACCUGCGCAGAGUGUCCGAUCAGUACAGCUCUCUCGGCAGUAUGGACAGUCUAGAACACGUCUCGCACUCCUACCCUGCCAGUCAGCUGUCACCUGCCAAGUCCAAUAACAGUAUGGAGCAUCUUGGAGGAGGGAAACGAGACUCAGCCUACAGCUCCUUCUCCACCAGCUCUGGCACACCAGACUAUACCCUCUCAAAGAGCAAUGCUGCCUCGACAGAGAACAUGCUCUAUAAAUUCAGUCAGGGGGAGACAGGAGGAAAGCACAACAAUGGCAGAAACAGCCAGAGCCUAAAUGAGGGAGUCAAACUGGACGAUAGGCUGGCGUACUUCCAGAUGCCAGGAGUUAGCACAGGCUGCGAGGGUCCACAGACUGAGGACUCAGCUGGAUCCCACUAUUCCACUUCAAGUAGAACAAGCUAUGGACCUGUUUGGCAUGUCCCUGAAAAAAAGAAGACCGCUUCCCCCUCUCCUCCCCCUCCACCUCCACCUGCACGCAGUGACAGUUUUGCUGCUACUAAGGUACAUGAAAGGGGGCUUGUUGCAGCUCACCCCGAAGGUCCUGAAUCACAUGUCCCCUGUAAGCCUUCCACAGAAAAUCACCAAAUCCACAACCUAUCCCCGAAAAGUGACGGUGACGUUUUUUACACUUCAUCUGAUAAAUCGAAUCACAACCAGUUCAGCUCAAACAAGCAGUACUCCCUGUCCAGCUGUGAUGUUCGGCAAGGUCAGCCCUACCAUCAAAGACAGUAUAGUGACAAAAGCACUUUUUAUUCUCAGCCCUAUACUACGCCCGUUCCAAAGCCACAGAACGUAGUUGGCUACUAUUGUAGCAUGCAGGAACUGCCUACGAAUGGUUCUGCACAACACUUUGGUCAGAGCCAUAGAAGGAACUUAAGCACCUCCCUGUCUACCGCAGCCACUGACCAAAACACAGAUAGCAGUGGACAUAACCGAUACUACUGUGUCACAACAUGUCAGCCCACGCAACCUAACCACCAGCCUUUGUCAGGGAAAUCAGAGGAUAGGAAGAGUGUCACAGGCGUAGACCUAUCACAGUCUGGAAAUGAGCAGAACUCUCUUAGCCCACUCACCAAACUGAAGUAUCAUCUGCCCCAACAGCAGCAACACUCCUCACACAGAAAAGACAGUAAUGGAUACAGCAAGCACCAAGUUCCUGCUGUACUAGAAACCUCUGUACCUAAAUCCAGCUCUGAUGAUAGGGGAAGCCAGAGAGGACACAACACACAAAGUGCAGAAGCUCAGUUCAUGAGUUAUCCUCCUAGUGGACAGUCUGAACAGCGGAGGUCUCUGCCACUACAACAUAGAGAUUUACCUCAAGACACCAGACACCACAACCAAGUGAGCAACAAGAUCUGCCCCCAGGCAACCCCCAUGCUUCACUCUCUGUCUAUGGAUGUUGCAGGCCAAGACGCAAGAGGCCCAAAUUCUGAGGAGUCCCUUGAAAGCAAGCAGGUGAAACGCAGUGACCGCUUUGCCACCACGUUAAGGAAUGAAAUCCAGAUGAGACGAGCCAAGCUGCAGAAAAGUAAGAGUGCAGCUACCCUUCCUGGUACCGAGGGUGAGACUGAAGAUGAUCAAGAUAUCUGGAAGUCUCCUGAAAACACUACCCCAACCUCUGCAGAUGGCUCUUUCACCAACAUCUACAAGGUUAAUCUGAAGGAAGCACAAGCAAGGGUGCUCAUGGCUACGUCUUUCAGGAGAAAAGACCUGGAGCCUGUCUUACUAGAGCACCCUGCGGCAGAGGCCCUACCUCACUACCCAUCCCCAGCAGUGGCCCAUAAAGAUAUAACCCCUCUGCCAAUUUUCUCAGAGUCUGUAAUGACUAAAUCAGGGCCUGCUGGGGGUCAAGUAACUCGCAUUGGUGGUCGAAAGCGUUUUCCUGCAGAAAAGAAGGUACGAUCUUUUUCAGAACCAGACAAAAUCCAUGAAGUUGGGGUGAAGGAAGAUCUCCCUCGCAUUGAGAAUGCAAGCUCCUCUCUAGACCAACAGAGGCUGUUUAAAGAAAGUAGAAAACCCGCUUUUCCCAAUCAAAUUCCCCCUCAGGACUAUCCCGAGAACCACACAGAGGCCAAGGCCGGAGCUCCUUCUACAACCGGUGAAACAGAGGACACAGUGAAAGGCAUCAGGAGCAGAGAAUACACUGAAGAGGUCCAGGGAGGUCCUUGCUCUGCACACAAGCUGUCUCUCCUGGACCAGCAAAUACUGGGUACCUUCCCUGAGUAUGAGGCAAGGUGGAAUGUACAGAAGAAAAACCCAGAAACAAGAGCCUCUGGACGGUAUCGGUCAGCUGAUAACAUCCUGGAUCCAGGACCAGAGGAGAGAACCAAAACCACUGGUUUCCAUGAGAGAUCCCGAUCGUCUCCUUCAGCUGACUUCUAUGGGCAGAAGAUUCAAGUUCCUGCAAGAAAGUCUGAGACAGAAUAUUCCCAGGCGGAGAGUAAACCUGCUGAACCGUUCAACACUGCCACAGGGUUCUCUGACAGAGGACCCGGUGACUGUAAAGUUAGAGAAAAGCCUGUGGAGUUUGAACACUACUCGGCGCCACCCCUUCCGCCCAUGAUAGGAACCAACCCUGAGUGCAGACACAGACCUGCCCCUGCCACGGUGAACCACAGACCCACAUCUAUCUCUCAUAGUCUCACAGAGUCUGCCCUCCCACAGCCUAAGGACCACAGCCACAGUGAACCACCCUCUGGGCCAAGGGGGACGACCUAUGCGCUGGAGAAGCCUCCCCCACUCAGAUGCCCAGAGGUCGACUCCCACGAAUCCUUCACGAGUUCCCAGAGUGAAAUCUUCACCCACUGCUCUCCUAACGCUGACCCUAACUCCGCCUUUGUCCCCACCCUAUCUGCAAAGGGAAAUUCUGAGCAGGGCAAAGGACUUGUGGACAAAGGACAAGGGGCAGAUCAUCACCUAUCAACAUCCAAUCCCCAGCCUGCCUCUUCUCCCCCAGCUUCCUCCCACAGAUCUUCAGGGCCGGCCACUAUGGAGCGGCAGCGCUCUCCAUCGCCACAGUUCUCCCCACAGAGACUCAGUGACAAACCACCGGUCUCCAUACAGGAUGAAGACUCAAAAAGGAUGGAGCAUGUGAUAGAAAACCAGAAUCCUGCAGUGAAGAAAGUGCCCAUCAGGAUUGUCCACUCAGAGGGAGUCACAGAGAAGGAGAAUUGUCCAUUUUUGCAGCACAGUGACUUCCCUGCUGUAGAGACAGAGGGUCCUGGUGCGACCAGGCUCGGCAUUCUGGGAGCUGGAGGGCAGGACUCGGUCUUCUGUGCCUUUAAUCGGCAGCGGGAGCCCGAAAGUACGCCAGCUGUACAGACGGACCCAAAGCCCCAGAGAGACGCGUACAUGAGUACUGUUCAAGAUCAGGUCAACUCUAACAGUCAGCAGCCACCACAGCCCACAGAUGUGACCACAGGACUGUCUAAGGAGGAUCAGAAGAGAGAGGAGCUGGCCAGGGACAUCAUGGGGAAGGAUAAAUCACUAGCUGACAUUCUGGACCAGAGCAAGAUGAAAACCACCAUGGACUUGAUGGAGGGCAUCUUCCCUCAGGGGGAGCAGCUGUUGGAAGGAGCUCACCAGCGCAGGAAGGUUCCCACAAAACAGACAGCCACCCGGCCUGCUGAGGAAAGGGAAAAGGAGGACAGUAUGGCUGCAGCUGUCACCAUGGUUACCAGCUCUACAUAUUACAGCACAUCUGCUCCCAAAGCCGAGCUCCUUAUUAAGAUGAAGGACAUGCAGGAGCAGGAGGAGGAGGAGGACUCAGAAGAUGAACUGGAUAUUGAUCUGGCCAACAAGAAGCAAGAGCUGAUUGACAGCCUUAGCAAGAAGCUCCAGGUGCUGCGGGAGGCCCGGGAGAGUCUUCAGGAAGAUGUCCUCGACAACAACGCUCUGGGAGAUGAGGUGGAGGCCCGAGUCCAACAGAUCUGCAAACCCAACGAGCUGGACAAGUUCAGGAUGUUUGUCGGGGACCUGGACAAGGUGGUGAGCCUGCUGCUGUCCCUGUCGGGCCGUCUGGCCAGAGUGGAGAACGCCCUCAACAGUCUGGAGGAGGAUGCUACUGCUGAGGAGAGGCGAACGUUGAUUGAGAAGAGGAAGCUGCUGAUUCGACAGCAUGAGGAUGCGAAGGAACUGAAGGAGAACCUGGACCGUCGGGAGCGUGUGGUUUACGACAUCCUGUCCAGCUACCUGCAGGAGGACAGCCUUACUGACUAUGAGCACUUUGUCAAGAUGAAGUCGGCGCUCAUCAUCGAGCAGCGCAAGCUUGAGGAUAAAAUCAAACUGGGCGAGGAGCAGCUCAAGUGUCUGAUGGACAGUCUGCCGAUAGAGCAGAGGCUGGCCCUGUGAAGAUGUUGAACACUGAGGAACUGAUGAUGAAGACUAAAAUCGCCCCAAGUUGCAGUUGAGCCCUGUGUCCAACAGAGGGACACAGAGACAAGGAAUCUGCAGAGAGAGUCUUUUGGGGUUUUUUUCACGUCUUUGGUGAAGCCUCAUCCAAGCAUGUCUUACCACUUCACAUCUUCUCAACCGGACUGCCGUAACACCACUUGGACUGACAGCAUCCAUAAGGAACUCCCUUGUGAAAGAUGCUGCUUUUCUUGGCAUUAACCACUGUAUCUAAUGUCUUUCAUGCCACGUUUGCUUUGUUUUUAUUUUUAUGUUUUUUAGUAAUUUAUUAUAGCCUUUUGAAUCUGCGCAGAAGGGGACAGUAUUUUAUCUUCAACUGAUUUGAGCAGCCACGCUACCUGAUGUGUGUUUCACACGCUGAGCAACUAGGAGUAUUUAUCAUGUUUCAUUUCACUUAAGUAAUUUAACAGUCAACACGUUUUCACAUAAUCCAGCAAAACUGGCCGAAUAUUUCACUAAAAGCAACCGUUUUUGUUAACGUUUAUACAUAAACUAGUGGCCUUUUACUGAGACUUUUGUGCUCUCUCUUUCCUCACUGAUGCUAGUGUAAAGUACCUGUGCAGAUACUGGUCAUUUUAAAGAGCACUUGUUCGACUUCACUAAACAAAAGAACUGUAGCACUUCAAAUCCAGACUUUAACUCAAGUGAAAUCCACAUUGAAGUGCCUGGGGAGUCACCCGUGUCACCGCCAAUACUGUCGGGUCUUUUAAUCCACUUCCACACGUUGCAUCUGUCAGUGCUGUUCUGUUUUAUUCACAGCCGGAAAAAAACCUGUUUAGAUUAUGAUAUUGCCACGUAUAAAAUGACCAAGUGUUUCUGUCUUUUGUCUUAUUCAUGGUGCAAAUGUUGAAUGCAUAGUUACCACAGUUGUUACUUGACUCACUGUUAAAUUUCAACUCUAAAAGUUGUUCAGGUUGAUUGUUUUGCAACCAAAUAUGGAACUAAAUCACUGCAAAGCAUUUUGACCAGUUUGAACUGAAUUUCAGACUGUAAGGAUUGACUCAGUCUCCCAAAGGGUGAACCCUGUUAGAGGAUGUUUGUUCUGCACAUUUGAGAAUAUUAGUUUCACACACUUCAUGCACUGCUACAUCCUGACUCUUAACACUUCAGAUGUGCUCCUUUAUAUUAAAUAAAGAGUCUGCUGGAAUCACGCA